This is a messenger RNA of Bemisia tabaci, 1185 nucleotides long. The record is from RefSeq and is a predicted model, not a curated record. NCBI's taxonomy places the organism in Eukaryota, Metazoa, Arthropoda, Insecta, Hemiptera, Aleyrodidae.
AUGCGGAGGGUGAGAGACCCAGAGACAGCGUUAACCCUUGCACGAUCAACCCUCUUCGCAAACACUGAAUCUAACUUAUCGGAAUUUAAAGAGGAACUCGAAGAAGCUCAUCCCGAUUUCUUCAAUUCUGGGUCUGAUUUUGAUCCGAUUCCUUCUGAAGCGAUUCCAGCCGACGAUGACGUCUUGCCCGACGUCGAGUAUGCAAUCAAGAGUUGCUUCCAGGUGGCAUGCAAUUACUUCGGGAUCUUACACGUUGGCGGCGACAAAAUGCAGAUACCUUUAAAGGAAGUCGCAUCCAUUGACUUGAAUACAGGAGCAGUCAUAUGCAGAUUUUCAUCCAGCGCCCUUAGAUGUAUAAAACACCACAGAGCUAACGUGACGAUCUUCAAAGCUCUCUACGCUAGGAAGCCCAAUCUCGCGAGAAGUUACUUAAAACGGAAGAACUUGCCUUUGGAGGGCCCGAUAUUUGCCUUAAGUCCUGCGGGAAAUUCCAGAAAAAGUUCCAGAUCAGAUGAAAAUACCACGCAGCGCAGUGAGUCUUCGGCCAUGAAUGCCACGAAUCGUUUGUUGAGCAAGUUGUCAAAAUCAUCCUCGUACAUAAGUUCAACGUGCAGUCAAAUGGUGAGGAGGUUACAUCAAUCACCGACGUACAAUAAUCUGGCGAGAGGGUUGUCGAAAUCGAAUAUUUCUAGCGCGUACAACGGCGUGGUGAGGAGCUUAUCCAAAGCUAGUCCGGUUGCCCCUGCUAAAAGUGUUACAUGAAGAAUGGCAUGUAAAUGGACGAUUUCCAUGAGAUUUGGCAUGUAAAUAGCCAACUUCCAUGAGAUUUGGCAUGGAAAUCGGGGUGUAACGCAUGGAAGGCGAGACGUUUCCAUGAGGCUGGCAUGGAAAUCCUGACCACUUCCAUCCAACUUGCAUGUAAAUAAAGUAAUUGCCAUGCAACGUGAAAACUAUACUGCAUGGAAAAGUAUGGUUUACAUGCAAGUUGGAUGGAAAUGUUCCAGUUUCCACGCCGAUCGCAUGAAACAUAGCUGGUGCCUCCCAAGUGCAUGGAAACAUUGGGUCCGUCAGUGGUGCGCAUAUUAUUUAUUUCAUUUCAUUUAAUGACCUAUGCAGGGUUGCCACAGAAUUUAGAAAAUGAAAUUCCCUGACAUUUCCCUGAUUUCCCUGACACAUUUUGGUGAA